Molecule: messenger RNA, 4325 nt
Organism: Ruditapes philippinarum (Manila clam)
Lineage: Eukaryota; Metazoa; Mollusca; Bivalvia; Venerida; Veneridae
Exons: 3
Coding region: 35-1231 (398 amino acids)
Source: RefSeq, a predicted model, not a curated record
AGUCAUUUUCGGACUAUCAUAUAUUUUCGCGACAAUGGAUGCUGAAGAAAACAAAACAGAAUAUUUUAAAGAUUUUCUGGAAGAAGAAGGAAACGAAAAAUUGAAAAUUCGCAUAGAAAAUGCUUUGCAAGCGUUUGCCAGUGGAAAUGACUAUAUGUUUUUAAGAUGUCUUAGGGUGGUAGCAGUCGAUGCAAGAACUGAUGUUGCUUUCAAUAAUGCAACUUGCAAGGUUGAAACGAUGGGCAUAGAAACUAAAGAAAGCAAAUAUAUGGCUCCAAUUGGUUGUUUCUUUUUGACUGGCUACAAAAUUCUUCAAGACUUUUUGGCUGAUAGGGCAAGUACACCAAGAGUACCAGCUGAUAAAUUUCAACGGAGAGCUUUACAAAGAUUGCUGCAAUUUCUGUCUAGUAGUGAUCAUUCUGUACUGGCAGAAAGAGGAGAGGAAGGAUGUGAAGCUACCGUUGCCAGGCGAUAUGCGGAACAUUUACUGAUGCCCCUUGUUGAUGAGAAGACAUAUAUGAUUGAUUCAUACCCAGGAAUACAGUAUGUAAAAUGUUGUGAUGUGGAUCACUCUUAUUCUGGCAAAUGUGGAGAUACUUCAUUUGGUUUGGAGGAUGGGUGGCAUGGAAAUGUUGACCUACUUAUCAUGAACAAUACUGACGUAGAAUUGCCUGUCUCAUUUGGACAGUCAUCUGAAGAUGAUGUUUCAGUGUCAGAAUCAGGUGACAAGGUUUUGGAUAAUGAAUAUUCUCAGAUGGUUGUAAAAACAUUUGUCUUUUCAUAUUUACAAGGUAGACAAAAUUCUGGAAAAAUGCAAAAUAAUUUGAUUCCUAGUAUAGGGAUAAAGAAUGAAAAGCUAAUUGUGUUUAUGUAUGACUGUGAGAAUGAUGUACUCCUUGGAAGUCAUUUAUUGGACUUGUUUGAUGAAGGAGAUAUUGACGUCAGGAUUGUGAUUUUUCUCUGGUUUAUUUUGAAUUACAAAUUGUUUUGCACAGGGCUUAUUGAUGACUAUAAAUUUGAUAAUUAUCAAGCAGAUUUCCAUACAUUACUUGACGAAGAUUGCCUACAACGAUACAGAAAUGGAGUUACAAUGCCUUGUCAUUCAAAAACAUCUCAUAAAAGAUGUUUUGAUCCAAAUAAAUCUGAUGUGCCUCCAGUGCUGGAAAAGAGAGUGAAAAUUAGCAACUUACCUGAAAUUUUACAGUGGGAUAUUUUUGAUGACAGGUGUUGAUAAAAAGUGACAGUGGAAAACUACAGUCUUUGCCUUCCAAAGGUUUAUUUCUAAAAUCAGAUUUGGAAAUUGGACAAAAAAAGGAGUCACCAUAUGUCUGUCUACAAAAGUUAAAUAGAUGAUGCCCUUGAUUCAAAAUUGAUGAUUAAAUAACUUGAUUUCUGAAAAAUUUGGUUUCCAAAUUUGCACCCACAUUUUUGUUUAGACACAGUCAAACUUUGAUGUUUCAUAACCUAGAAUGUGGAUAUGCAGUGUAGCUCAAAAGGGGAAAGCAUAACAUAUGUAAUCCAGGGAUGGCUUGAUUGAUUCUUGGAUGAGUCAGAAUUGAGACAAAUUAUCUCACAGUGAUAUGUCACUUGUCUUUUACAGUAUAUUUAAAAAUCAUGUGGGAUUAGUAGUCAUCACUUGUCGAAAAUAGGUAAUUACUAGUUAGUUAUCUUGGAAAUUGACCGCCCGCUGAAAAUGUAUUGAAAUUCACACAAAAACUAGACAAGCAAACAAACUUAGAUUGUGACCUAACGGUCUACUUUAGUCUGCAUUGUAUACGUUAUGACCUUUUCUAGCAAUUGAUGUCAUGCAAACGAUAUAGAUUUAUCUCUUGCUUUUCUAUGUACUGUUAAGCUUUAAGCUGAUUUACAAAAAUGUACAUUGUAAAAAUGUUACUAGUUUGCAUUUAUAUGGUUAGAUUCAUAGGUGAGGCAUCCUAAUUUACUUUCUUGUGUAAUAUCUUUGUGCAGUAUGAUAAGUUUAUAAAAUGUAUUAAUCGUGUAUGAGGGCAUGACAAUUGAAAAUCUAAGGGGUAUGAUUUGAUCUUGAAUAAUGUAUCAAAGGAUGAUUUUUGAAAAUUUUCAUAUAAAAAGCCAAGUUCUACCCGUACCAAUGGCUUCUUGAUUUAUACACAUCCGAUACAAAGUACAUGAGUUUGGCAGGUUAUAUAACUGUGAUUUCUAUUUCCCCCCAACUUAUUUCCCUUCAUAACACUCAGAAAUUUUUUACCUAUUCCGGCGAGUUGGAUAUUGAUAUAUCUUUAGUUUUAUAUCUUUUGUUUUUUGUAACAAGGCUGUAUUACCUUGUAUGGUUAAACUUAAAAAAGUGGGAUAUAUGUUUUAUUUCUCCUUGUUACUCCAUUUAUUAACUGAUACCUUUGAUAUCUAGUAAGUAAAUUAUUGCAUGGUCCUCUAACUUUGGGUAGAGUAUGUGGUCACAAUUUGGUUUCUGGAGCAUUACUUAAGUUACAUUUGGCCCACAAUAUUCAAACUUCAUAGGAUGAUUGUCCAUAUUGUGUAGAAGACCUCUAUUGAUUAGUGGUCACAAGGUCAAAGGUCAAGGUCACUGUAACCUUAAAACUGAAAACAGUUUCCGGGGCAUAACUUAAGUUCCAUAUGGCCCACAAUAUUCAAACUUCAUAGGAUGAUUGUCCAUAUUAGGUAGAAAACCUCUAUUGAUUUAGGGGUCACAAGGUGAAAGGUCAAGGUCAAUCACUAUUUCCUAAAACUGAAAACAGUUUCUGCUCAAUAACUUAAGUAUUAAUCAACCUACAGCUGUAAAAUUUUAUAGUCCAAUACAUUAUCCCUAUUGAUUUUAGGGUCAUAAGGUCAAAGGUCAGGGUCACAAUGUGAAAAUUGUGGUUUCUUGAGCAUAACUUUAGUUCCAUUUGGCUCACAGUGUUCAAACUUUAUAGGAUGAUUGUCAAUAUUGGGUAGAAGACCUCUAUUGAUUUUGGGGUCACAAGGUCAAAGGUCAAGGUCACUAUUACCUUAAAACUGAAAACAGUUUUUGCUCAAUAACUUAAGUAUUAAUCAACCUACAGCUGUAAAAUUUUAUAGGAUGAACAGCCAUGUCCAAUACAUGACCCCUAUUGAUUUUAGGGUCAUAAGAUCAAAGGUCAGGGUCACAAUGACCUUAACACUGAAAAUUGUGCUUUCUGGAGCAUAACACAAGUUCCAUUUGGCUUACAGUGUUCAAACUUCAUAGGAUGAUUGCCUAUAUUGAAUAAAAGAUCCAUAUCUAUAUUGGGGUCACAAGGUCAAAGGUCAAUAUCAAAUGACCUUAAUAUUGUUAACAGUUUUACAACUGUCAAACUUCAUAGGAUGAUCACUUAUAUUGAGUACAUUAAUUAUAUGCCCUAAAAAAUUUGCUUAUAUUAUGUUAUACUUAUUUAAUACCCCUGGUGUCUCACCGUCCAUCCAUCAUAGCAUUUUUACUAACAAUCAACAACUUGAUGGUGGUGCUUUAGAAACAGCAACUGUAUAUAUAUGAAGGUUCUUCAGCUAUAAAGGAGGAUUGCUUUUUGAAGGAGGUAAUACUUUAUUUAAUUCCCAUGUCUUACAAAUGCUUCAUCCUAACUAAAAAUAAACACUUUCGAUGCAUAUAAUGCUCCACCUAGCGGUGCAAAUAGCAAUGACGUGCCAAUUUAGAUUUUUUUCUGAUAGAAAAAAACAUUAAGUUACAACUUAAGUUUGUAUAAUUUAACUGUGUUAAAUAUUUUUCUUAAGCAGUCAUCCAUUUCAUUAAGAAUCUGGGUCGGGGGCAUUUUGUUUUUGUUAUUAUUACAAUUGAUAUUUUUUUUGAAAUUGAUAUGAUUGAGAUCGUUUCCUUUAGUAUGUACAAUGACUUAUAUGUACUUGUAUUAAAAUUAAUGUUUUUAUACACUCUUGUUUGACAAAAUAAGUCAGAAAUUUAAUUUUAAUGAGAAAAAGUAUGUAUUAUAAGAUAUGUUUGAAAUCAUACUAAAAUCAUUUGAAUUAUUGUUUCAUGCAUUAUGUAUAUUUAUAUGUUCAAUGUUGGAAAUCAAACAAAAACAAUUGCAAAAAAAUUAAAAGUUAUUUAAAUAACAGGCUUCAUUAUAUUCUAAGGCACACAUGUCUUACAAUAUUUAUGUACUAGUUUAUAUAUAAACACGAUUUAAACAGCUGAAAAAAGGGACACAAGACAGAUUAUUGCUGUUUAAAACAUGUUAUUGUUACUAGCAACUGACUUACUUUUCAUAGAUGUCACUGGUGUGCGUAGAGUUUAUCAAUUGCUAUUGAGGACAGUUUAAAGAUAUACUAUGCUGAAAUUUGAUGUUAGAAAAUAUUGGUAAUUGCUUCACAGU